AUGAUCAAACAGUUAUUAAGUUUAUUAAUUAUACCAUUUAUAUUGUUUAGAGUUGCUUUAAAUAGAGUUGGUAGAUUAUGGAAAAGAUCAAGCGUAAUUGUUGAUAAAUAUAUUUAUAAAACUUAUUAUCAAGAUAUUGGUAAAGAAAUUACUAAAGUUUUUCCAUGUAAUAAUUAUGAUGAUGGUUCUUUAGCUCCAAUUAUAUUAAGAUUAGCAUGGCAUUGUUGUGCAACUUAUAACAAAUAUACUAAUACAGGCGGUUCAAAUGGUAGUACUAUGAGAUUUUUACCAGAAUUAAUUGUUGAAGGUAAUACAGGAUUAGAAACUGCAAGAUUAGCAUUAGAACCAAUUAAACAAAAAUAUUUAAUUACUUAUUCAGAUUUAUGGACAUUAGCAGGUAAAAUGGCAAUUGAAUCAAUGAAUGGACCAAUUAUAUCGUGGAAAUCUGGUAGAAUAGAUUGUAAAUAUGCAAAAUUUCCAAUCUCGGAUCAUUUACCGUUCGGAGAUAAAGAUUCGGAUCAUAUCAGAAAAACCUUUACAAGAUUAGGAUUUAAUGAUGAAGAAACAGUUUGUUUACUAGGGGCACACUCAGUUGGAAGAUGUCAUAAAUAUAUAAGUGGAUGGGAAGGUAAAUGGACGAAAAAUCCAACUAAAUUAUCGAAUGAAUUUUAUAAAAAUUUAUUAAAUGAACAAUGGCAUGAAAGUAUAGUACCAGAGACGGGUAAAGUACAAUAUUAUAAUGAAGAUAACUCAUUGAUGAUGUUACCGACUGAUAUUGAAUUAAUUAGAGAUAAAAAUUAUUUAAAAUUUGUUAAAAUUUAUUCAUCAGACGAUAAAAAAUUUUAUAAAGAUUUUUCUGGUGCGUUUUCAAAAUUAUUAAGAUUAGGUUUCAAUGAAUAA
This is a messenger RNA of Insectozyma verbasci, 900 nucleotides long. The record is from the annotation of a GenBank genome assembly. NCBI's taxonomy places the organism in Eukaryota, Fungi, Ascomycota, Pichiomycetes, Serinales, Debaryomycetaceae.